This is a messenger RNA of Meriones unguiculatus (Mongolian gerbil), 2423 nucleotides long. It is a transcript of the gene Fam131a, whose product is annotated as family with sequence similarity 131 member A. The transcript has 7 exons. The record is from RefSeq and is a predicted model, not a curated record. Lineage: Eukaryota; Metazoa; Chordata; Mammalia; Rodentia; Muridae. The coding region runs from base 430 to 1269 and encodes 279 amino acids.
CACCGGCCCUGUUCCCCUCUCCCGGGAGCGGUAGCAGACGCGCUGCUCCCACCCCCUCCCCUUCUCACGGGCUGUCCCCUCCCCGGUGGUGACCGCGGCCCGACCCUCUGCAAGGCGAUGGCCCGGGUCCCGAGCGCGGGCUAGCGUGCCUUGGUGCCCUGCCAUGGGCUGUACUGGCUCUCGGCGCCCAGCCGAUCAGGCAUUUCUGGAGACCACCAGCUGGCUGAGGCUCAGGGACAGAGACGGCUGCUCCAGCUAAAAGUGGCUUCAGACCCUGCCUGGGCUGUGGAGUGGAUCGAACUCCCACGAGGUAUCUCUCUGUCCUCCUUGGGAUCUGCUCGGACUCUCCGAGGCUGGAGCCGGUCCCCGCGUUCUUCUUCCGUGGACAGCCAGGACUUGUCAGAGGUGAAUGUUGGAGAUACAGUCGCGAUGCUGCCCAAGUCCCGGAGAGCACUAACCAUCCAGGAGAUCGCUGCGCUGGCCAGAUCUUCCCUGCAUGGUAUUUCCCAGGUGGUGAAGGACCACGUGACCAAGCCUACAGCCAUGGCCCAGGGCCGUGUGGCUCACCUCAUAGAGUGGAAGGGCUGGAGCAAGCCUAGUGACUCACCUGCUGCUCUGGAAUCAGCCUUCUCCUCCUAUUCAGACCUCAGUGAGGGUGAACAAGAGGCUCGGUUUGCAGCAGGCGUGGCCGAGCAGUUUGCUAUCGCAGAAGCCAAGCUCCGAGCGUGGUCUUCAGUGGACGGUGAUGACUCCACCGACGAGUCCUACGAUGAAGAUUUCACUGGGGGAACUGACACAGACAUGGCUGGGCCUCUGGGGUCCCACCUCCAGGACCUCUUCACCGGUCGUCGGUUCUCCCGGCCUGUGCGCCAGGGCUCUGUGGAGCCUGAGAGCGACUGUUCACAGACCGUGUCCCCAGAUACCCUGUGCUCUAGUCUGUGUAGCCUGGAGGAUGGGUUGCUGGGCUCCCCAGCCAGGAUGACCUCCCAGAUGUUGGGUGAAGAGCUGCUCCUUGCCAGACUGGCCCCCAGCCGGGAAAGUGCCUUCCGCAGCCUGGGUCCAUUGGAGGCCCAGGACUCACUUUACAACUCACCGCUCACGGAAUCCUGCCUUUCCCCUACCGAGGAGGAGCCUGAUUCUUGCAAGGACUGCCAGCUGCUCUGCCCGCUGCCUGUAGGCAGCUGGGAAAGGCAGCAGCAAGUCUCUGAUGUGGCCUCUUCUGGGGUCGUAUCCUUAGACGAGGAUGAGGUGGAGCCUGAGGACCAGUGAUCCAGACAUGCGCUGUGGCGGCAUGUUUCCUCGGGCUGCUGUCUAGGGCAGAGCCUCUGUGGCCAAAUGUGGGCUCUGAAGCUUAGACGGCUUCUGGGAGCACUCACUUCUCCAUUGUGUGUUUUGCAUGAAAGUGUUUGGAGAGGAGGCAGGGGCCAGGCUAAGGGGCGCAUGUCCUGCUUCCACUCUUGGGGUUUGCCGGGGCUUGCCCGGGGCCCCUGGGGCAUGGCUACAGCUGUGGCAGACAGUGACGUUCAUGUUUCUUGAAUCCAAAAUGCCACAUUUCAUCCUGGGAUGUGAACCCGAGGGGGCUGUUGUAGCUAGGCUGGGAGGGUGGGAAUGGAAGAAGCCCGGCCAUGCCUCCUCCCCCUCCCCUCAUGCCCGGCUCCUCUGCUUUUCCACGUGCAGUGCUUGACUGAACCACCUCCACCUGUGGGGCUGGCUCCUGCCCUCCCGGAGUCUACAAAUGGAGCCAUCCCCUAAGGGUCCCCUUGCCUACCUGGGCUCUGCUGUGCACCUCUCCAUUGUCUCUAAACCUUUUUGUUUUCCCUCAAGACAGGGGGUUUCUGGUCUGUUCUUUGAGCCGAUCUUUGGGAGGCACCGGAAAUGAUGAGUGUGCCCUCCCUCCUUUCCCUGCCCUUCCCUCCCCUCAAUCCUGGCCCUCUCCCAGCAUCCUGGCAAGGUUGUGUGGGCACAUGCAGAGUUCUCAGCGGGGUGCAACUGGAAAAAGGACUGGCUGCGGUUAUCGCGGAGGCGGGGGUGUGAUGUUCUUUCACAGAGGGCCACAAGGGGGCCACCUGGGUAGCCAGAUUUGUGCCAGUGAAUGGACAGUCAUGAGGGAGUGGCCAUCCUUGCGGGGAGGAAAGAGGGUAGUGCUUUUCUUGGCCGGAUGGAAGGCUGUACCCAGCGUUAGGGGACCCUGUCCCAGGCAGGGUGUUGCUGACAGGCAUUGGAGGCCUCUGGCAGAUCUGAUAUUGCCAGGGCCCUGGGUUGGGUUAGGUGGCUGCAGAAUGAAUCUGAGACUUGGGCAGGUAAGAGGAUCCAAGGUGAAAAUAUGAGCCAACAGCACAAAGUGUUCGAUACAUGAGUGGCUAAUUAGGUGUUUAUUCUAAUCAUUGUUUUAUUAAAUUAAUAUAAAAAUCUUUGUAAAUUUC